Molecule: messenger RNA, 7919 nt
Organism: Perognathus longimembris pacificus (Pacific pocket mouse)
Lineage: Eukaryota; Metazoa; Chordata; Mammalia; Rodentia; Heteromyidae
Gene: Myo18b
Product: myosin XVIIIB
Exons: 44
Coding region: 232-7689 (2485 amino acids)
Cellular component (GO): myosin complex
Molecular function (GO): protein binding; ATP binding; cytoskeletal motor activity
Source: RefSeq, a predicted model, not a curated record
GCCCAACCCAGGCCAGCCCGGCUCCCCACUCCCCUUCACCUGGUUCCGCCUGCUGGGGCCCCUCUCCUGACUCCUGGGGACACCGUGUGGGCAGCAACCGUCCUGGACCCACAGCCACGAGGCUCGUGUCCACCCUCACUUGUGACGUGUGUCCAUUAGGCCUCGUGCCCUGUGGCUGCCAGAAGACCCGCUCACCUGCUCACACCCUGUCUCCUCCAUCACCCCUGCAGCAUGGCCAUAUCCUCCCGCCUGGCCCUGUGGGAACAGAAGAUUCGGGAAGAGGACAAGAGCCCCCCACCUUCCUCCCCGCCUCCCCUGUUCUCGGUCAUCCCAGGGGGAUUCAUCAAGCAGUUAGUCCGAGAGACUGAGAAGGAGUCCAAAGAAGCCAGACGGAGAAAAGAGGCUGCCCUGGCCUCCCCAGAACGAGAGGCCCCAGAAGUUUCCAUCACCCAAGCCAGCAGCAAGACCAGCAGUGGCCCUCGGUCUGGAAGCUCGUGCAGUUCCCAGCAUGCCCAUACUUCAGGUGGAGACAGCCAGGGGCCUGGGGGUCCCCAUCCUGGGCCGGUGUCCAGCACAGAUGCGGGGGAGACCCCAGAACCAGCCAAGAGGACGCUGCCCAGCAGACGGGGCACGAGGCGGGGCGACGUGCUGCUCAUGGUCGCCAAGCUGGACCCGGAGCUGGCCAAGCCACAUGACUCCCCACCUGGCCACACUCCAGCCCCAGCCACAGACCCUGGAGGGGCGGAGAACAAGGCUGUGCCCCCUGCCAGCCCAGGGGUGCUGACCCCGGAGGCCCAGACGACCCGGACUGGGGGCCUUGGGGGUGCAGGUCAAGGAACACCAGAACAGAGGGGUCAAAGCACCAUGGGGAAGGAGAUCAGGCCCCCCUUGACCAAACAGCCCAAAGGGGGUGUGCCCCAGGGCCACAAGGAGCAGAGGACCAGGCCCCAGGCCCCAGGGGCAGGUGGUGGAGGGCAACCACUAACAACAGAGGGAGGGGAACCCCAAAACAAGACAGAUAAGGAGGAUUUGUCCCAAAAUAGAGGAGACCAGAUCCACACUGAGCCCCAGGUCCCAGCCAGAAAGUGGGGUGCUUCCCUGAGCAAGAAGAGCAAGGGGGAAGGUCCCCAAAGCAGGAAGGACAAAGCAGGUGUACCCCAGACCAAGACAGAGGAAAAGGAUGCAGGGCAGGAGCCAGGAGGGCCAGAGGGGGAUGCAGGGGGAGCUCCGCUGGUGACUGGGACAUCCCAGGAAGGAGAGGUGCCCAGAGAGGCAGGUGGCGAUGAAGGCCUGGCAGAGAAGGAAUGCAUGGCACCUGGGAAGGCAGCUCAGCAGGGAGCCUCCCCAGAGGGCUCUGGGACAGAGGACCAGCCAGACAACAGAGCCCAGGGCACCCGGGAGUCCCAUGGGAGCGCAGCGGAGGGCGUCCCCGGACUUCAGCUGGAGGCCAUGCCAGAGAGCCGGGUGGACGGGCCUCCUGCCCAGGGGCCGGCGGAGCAGGGGCCAAGGCCGCAGGAGCUGGAUGGCGGGGGCCAGAGCCUGGAGGCCCUGCAGGCUGGAGAUGGCAGAUGGUACGAGGCGGAGAAGGUCUGGCUGGUUCAGAAGGACGGAUUCGUGCUUGCAACGGUGCUAAAACCAGAUGAGGGAACAGCCGACCUGCCGGCAGGAAGGAUUCGACUUUGCCUUGAUUCCGACAAGAGUGUCACGGAGGUGGAUGAGGACCGGGUUCAUCGGGUGAGCCAAUCCCCUGAGCUGGACCAGGCCGAGGACCUGGCCUCGCUGGUCAGCGUCAACGAGUCCAGUGUCUUGAAUACCCUGUUGCACCGCUACAGAGCCCAGAGGCCCCACACCUGUGCAGGGCCGGAUCUGAUCGUCCUGCGGCCCCCCGGGCCUCCAGAGCUACCCGCAGGGCAGGUGCCACGGGCCUGUUGGGACAGGAUUCCAGCUCACGUGGGCUCCUUGGCCCAGCGGGCAUACUGGGCACUGCUGAGCCAACGGAGAGACCAGAGCAUUGUGGCCCUGGGCCGGAGCGGGGCCGGGAAGACGGCAUGCUGCCAGCAGGUCCUGGAACACCUGGUGGGAAUGGCGGGCAGCGUGGAUGGCAGGGUUUCAGUGGACAAGAUCCAGGCUGCCUUCACCGUCCUCCGCGCCUUCGGCUCCGUGUCCACCGCCCGCAGCUAUGCGGCCACCAAGUUUGCCCUGGCCAUGUCCCUGGACUUCAGCGCCACUGGACGCAUCACGGCUGCCCAGCUGCAGACCCUGCUCCUGGAGACUCGCCGGGUGGGCCGGCAGCCGGAAGGGGAAGGAAACUUCCAGGUGUUCUCACAAAUGCUGGCUGGGCUGGACCUGGAGCUCAGGACAGAGCUGAACCUGCAUCAGAUGGUGGACAGCCACGCCUUUGGCAUGGGCCAUUGGUCAAAGCCAGAGGACAAGCAGAGGGCAGCGGCCGCCUUUGCCCAGCUCCGGACCGCCAUGGAUGUGCUGAACAUCUCCCAGGGCGAGCAGCGGGCAGCAUGGCGCGUGCUGGCCGCACUCUACCACCUCGGUGCCGCCGGGGCCUGCAAAGUGGGCCGGAAGCAGUUCAUGCGCUUCGAGUGGGCCAACCACGCAGCCGAGACCCUGGGCUGUGAGUUCGAGGAGCUGAACACAGCCACGUUCAAGCACCACCUGCGCCAGAUCAUCCAGCAGGCGACAGCGGGGCCCGGGCACCGUGUGGAGGACGAGGCGGCAGCCAGCACAGGGCUCAAGAUGACGGGCGCCGAGUGCGUGGAGGGCAUGGCCGCUGGCCUGUACCAGGAGCUCUUUUCCGCCGUGGUCUCACUCAUCAACCGAUCCUUCUGCUCCCAACACCUGUCUAUGGCCUCCAUCACGGUGGUUGACUCCCCAGGUUUCCAGAACCCCCGGCAUCAGGGCCAAGGCCGGGCGGCAACCUUCGAGGAGCUGUGCCACAAUUACGCUCAGGAGCGUCUGCAGCUGCUUUUCUACCAGCGGACCUUUGUCUCCACGCGGGAGCGGCUCCUGGAGGAAGGUAUUCCUGUGCACUUUGACCUCCCAGAGUCUUCCCCAGAAACUACAGUGGCUUUGAUGGAUCAGAACCCCUCCCAGGUCCACUUGGCGGCUGGGGGUGGUAGCGAGGACACCAGGGGCCUCUUCUGGCUACUGGAUGAGGAGGUGCGGGUGGAAGGUUCCAGCGACAGCGUGGUGCUUGAGCGUCUGCGUGCUGCCUUUGAGAAGAAGGGAGCCGGGGCAGAAGGCCCCUUCGCCCUGCGGACCUGUGAGCAGCCGCUUCAGUGUGAGGUGUUCCACCAGCUGGGCCAGGACCCAGUGCGCUACGACCUCACCGGCUGGCUCCACAGAGCCAAGCCCAACCUCUCGGCGCUCGAUGCCCCUCAGCUCCUGCAGCAGUCGAAAAGUGAGGAGCUGCGCUGCCUGUUCCAGGCCCGGGCCAAGCUGCCCCCCGUGUGCUGGGCGCUGGCCGGGCUGGACGCCGCCUCCCCGCAGGCCUUGCAGCGUAACCGCGUGGUGAGACGGGCAUUCGCCAGCAGCCUCGCUGCAGUCAAGAGGAAAGCACCGUGUGCCCAGAUCAAGCUGCAGAUGGAUGCCUUGGUCAGCCUGCUCAGCCGAUCUCAGCUACACUUCAUUCACUGUCUGCUGCCGGCCCCGGUGGUGAUGAGUGACGCUGGACAGGGGACAGGUGGAAACCAGCCGGAGACUAGCCAGCCCCAAGCCCUGGACAUCCCGGCUCUGCGGGCCCAGCUCGCUGGCUCUCAGAUCCUGGAGGCGCUGCGGCUGCACAGGACAGGCUUUGCAGACCGCAUGGGGCUCCCCCAGUUCCGCAGGCGCUUCCAGGCUCUGGACCCCGCGCUGCUGAAGAGGCUGGCCUUGGCCCCCGAGGAAGUGGAUGAGCGGCAGGCGGUGGAAGAGCUUCUGCACACGCUGGACCUGGAGACGAAGGCAGUGGUCGUGGGGCACAGCCAGGUGUUCCUCAAGGCCGGCGUGGCGUCCAGGCUGGAGAGGCGGCGGGAGAAGAUGGUGGCUGGCAGCAUCACCCUCUUCCAGGCCGCGUGCCGGGGCUUCCUGUCCCGUCAGGAGUUCAAGAAGCUGAAGAUCCACCGGCUGGCCGCACGCUGCAUCCGGAAGAACGUGGCAGUCUUCCUGGCCGUCAAGGACUGGCCAUGGUGGCAGCUGCUGGCGUCCCUCCGGCCCUUGCUGAGUGCCACUCUAGGGACGGAACAGCUCCGGGCCAAGGAGGAGGAGCUGAGUGCGCUAAGACGGAAGCUGGAGAAAUCAGAGAGCUUGAGGAAUGAACUCCGCCAGAGCUCCGACCUACUACAAAGCAAGAUCACAGACUUGACUGCAGAGCUCUCUGAUGAGCGCUUCAAAGGUGACGUCGCAUGCCAGGCUCUGGAGAGCGAGAGGGCAGAGCGGCUACAGGCCUUCCGCCAGGUCCAGGAGCUCAAGAGUAAGUGCGAGCAAGUGCAGAAGAGCUUGGGGGACAUGGAGAAGCGGCUGGAAGAAGCGGAGCACAGGGUCCAGCUGAGCGACUUAGAGAGCAAGCACCCUGGAGGUGCAGAUGAGUGGCAGAUGCGUCUGGACUGUGCUCAAAUGGAAAACGACUUCCUCAGAAAGCGGCUCCAGCAGUGUGAGGAGAGGCUGGACUCGGAACUGGUAUCCAAGAAGGAGCUGGAGCAGAAGCUUGGGGAGCUGCAGAGCACAUAUGAGGAGGCCAAGAAGACAGCUCAGCAGCUGAAGAGAAGGUGCCACCAUCUGACCUGGGACCUGGACGACACCCGGGUCCUGUUGGAGAAUGAGCAAAGCCGGAACCACGAGCUGGAGAAGAAGCAGAAGAAGUUUGACAUGCAGCUGGCCCAGGCGCUAGGGGAGGCGGUGUUUGAGAAGACCCUCCGGGAAAAGGUGGCCCAGGAGAGCAGCACCGUGAGCUGGGAGCUGGACCGGCUACAGCAGCAGCUGCAGGAAAAGGAACAGGAAGUGGGGAAGCUGCAGCAGGAGGCUCAGGCGCUGAGGGAGCACAAGCGGGAGCUGCUGGCGGCUGCCUCACUGCGGGGAGAUGGCGGCGUGGCAACCUUGAAGGAGAGGCUCUGGGAGAUGGAGUCCCAAGCCCUGGAGCAGGCAGAGGCCCGGCGCCAGCAGGAGAGCACCAUCAGGCAGCUGGAGCAGGUGCGGGACCGCUUGGAGCUGGAGAUGGAGCGCAUGAAGCAGAUGUACCAGAAGGGGCACGAGGACCAGGAGGAAGAGCUGGAGGAUGUCCGUCAGUCCUGCCAGAAGCGGCUUUGGCAGCUGGAGACGCAGCUGGAGCAGGAGCACGAAGAGAAGCAGAUGGCCCUCCAUGAGAAGCGGGACUUGGAGACCCUGAUUGGGACCCUGUGUGAGCAGAUUGGCCACCGGGACUUUGAUGUGGAGAAGCGGCUGCGCAGGGACCUGCGGAGAACACACGCGCUGCUCUCAGAUGUCCAGCUCCUGCUGGCCACCAUGGAUGACGGCAAGACAUCAGCCAGCAAGGAGGAACUGGAGAAGAUGCACAGCCAGCUGGAGCAGAGUGAGGCGAAGUGCGAGGAUGCCCUGAAGACGCAGAAGGCACUGACAGUGGAGCUGGAGACCAUGCACAGCGAGCUGGAGAACAUGGCGCGGAGCAAGAGCCUGGUGGACGAGCAGCUGUUCCGGCUGCAGUUUGAGAAGGCCGACCUCCUGAAGCGCAUCGACGAGGACCAGGACGACCUGAAUGACCUCAUGCAGAAGCACAAGGACCUCAUAGCCCAGUCCGCUGCUGACAUCGAGCAGAUCCAAGAGCUGCACCUGCAGCUGGAGGAAGCUAGGAAUGAGAAGCAAAAGCUCCAAGAGCAACUGCAGGUGGCCCAGACACGCAUCGAGUACCUGGAGCAAUCCACCGUGAACCGCGCCAUUGUCAGCAGGCAGGAGGCGGUUGUCUGUGACCUGGAGAGCAGGACGGAGUUUCAGAAAGUGCAGAUCAAGAGAUUCGAGGUCCUGGUGAUCCGGCUUAGGGACAGCCUGAUCAAGAUGGGCGAGGAGCUGUCACAGGCCACUAUGGCUGAGACCCAGCAGCGGGAGAACAGCCAGUAUUACCAGCGGCGGCUGGAGGAGAUGAAGGCGGAGAUGGAGGAGCUGGUGCAGCGGGAGGCAGAGGCCAGCCGGCGGUGCAUGGAGCUGGAGAAAUAUGUGGAGGAGCUGGCAGCCGUGAGGCAGACUCUCCAAACAGAUCUGGAGACCUCUAUCCGGAGGAUCGCGGACCUGCAGGCGGCCUUGGAAGAGGUGGCAUCCAGUGACAGUGAUACCGAGAGUGUCCAGACAGCAGUGGACUGUGGCCGCCAUGCCAGGAAGGAGACAGACAACCUCUCCACUGUCAGCUCCCAACCAGAGGGAAGCCUGCAGUCCUGGCUGAGUUGUACCCUGUCCAUGGCCACAGACACUGUGAGGACACCCUCAAGACAGUCAGCCGGCAGCAGCCAUGUCCUGAGCCCCAGGACGGAGGAGGAAGUUGGAGAAGCCAAGAGAGCAACACCGACCUCAGCAGCGGUACCGAGCAGAGCCUGGGAAAGUGGGCCCUGGGCCUCGAGGGGUGACUGUGUGUCUCCCCGCCCCUCCUGUCACCUGGAGGAACAGAGGAAGGCCUCAGAGAGACCAGCAACCGUAUCCCCCUCCCUAGCUUCCUCGAGCCCUGCUAGGUCCCCAUCGCCUAGGGACAAGCUGCCCAGCCCCUCGGCGGCUCUCUCGGAGUUUGUGGAAGGCCUCCGCAGAAAAAGGGCCCAAAGAGGGGGCCGGGGGUCCCCACUGCACCUCGAGGACUGGCCCACACUGCCCAUUUACCAGACCACAGGGGCCUCUGCGCUGCGGAGGGGCAGGGCUAGCAGUGACGAGGGGGCCCUCUCCCUCGGGAUGGGGGCCCCGUCUCCCCCAGGAGCCGAGGGGGCCUCCGGGCUGCUGCGGUGUGCCAGUCUCAAAUGCAUCCCCUCCGAGGGUGCUGCAGGCACCGAGCUGCUGCCGGACAGGACGAAGACCCGGUUCAGCUCCUGCGAGUCCCUCUUGGAGUCCGGAACAAGCCUGGGGAGAACACCGGGACCCCAGGGCACACCCCGGGACCCACUGCUGUCGCCCUCCCUGCGUCCACGCAGGCGGUGUCUGGAGGCCUCGGUGGACGAUGCGGGCAGCUUGGACCUGGGGACCGAGCCCCUCGUCUUCCAGAACCGCCAGUUUGCCCAUCUGAUGGAGGAACCCCUCAGGGGUGACCCCUUCAGCUGGAAGCUCCCCAGCCUCCAUUACGGGCGCCAGGCCCAAGGGGACUUCGAUGACUUCCUGCCGGCCAUCCGGAAGCCCGCCACCCCUCUGUCCCUGGCUGGCGCAACCAAGGACAAGCAGCACCCGAGCGUCCACUUCGAGACGGAAGAGGCUGACCCCUCCUCUGUCUCUGGGAUCAAGACCGUCGUGAAAAAGAGCCUGGGGCCCCUGGAGGACCCCGCUCACCUCUCUGACUCCUCAUCCUCCUCCAGCUCCAUCGUGUCUCUCAAAAGCAACCCCGGUACCAAGAGUGGGCCGUCCCUCCCGCGGCUGGAGGGCGACGGUGGGGAGCGCGCGUCACCCGAGCGCCCAGAACGGGGCGCUGCAGGGAGAGGCGAGGACGUGGAGAGCAUCAUGAAGAAAUACCUCCAGAAGUAGGGUUCGGAACAGCCUCCUGGGACGGUGGCCGCCAUAAACGAGUGCCUGACUCCACAGGCCUUGGAGAGAGAUGGAGACCAUCCAGGCUCCCUGGCAUCCUGAGUCUGGAGCCAGGCACCCCAGCAGCCCUCAAGAGGUGAGACGAGGCCUGGAAGGUGCCUGCCCUGCUGCAGCGUGGGGCUCCCUGUGUACCUGGUCUGUCUGUCCAAAAUAAAGUUGGCUUCCUUGCA